This is a messenger RNA of Macadamia integrifolia, 1257 nucleotides long. Its product is annotated as exopolygalacturonase-like. Lineage: Eukaryota; Viridiplantae; Streptophyta; Magnoliopsida; Proteales; Proteaceae. The transcript is spliced from 3 exons. Bases 67 to 1257 code for a protein of 396 amino acids. Gene Ontology annotation, biological process: carbohydrate metabolic process. The record is from RefSeq and is a predicted model, not a curated record. Gene Ontology annotation, molecular function: polygalacturonase activity.
GGCCAUGUACUCUAUAAAUCAGUAAUACCCUAAAUGAAGAAGUAGAAGUAGAAGAAGAAGAAGAAGAUGGGUUUGAGAGGAAACCUUUGGGUCAUCUCUCUAUUGUGUCUUUCAGCAUUGACUGAAAAAGCUCUAUCCAAGGGACAUUACUUCAAUGUGAUUAACUAUGGUGCAAAGGCUGAUGGAAGAACAGAUAUGAGCCAGGCUCUAACAAAUGCUUGGAAAAAUGCAUGUGCUUCAAGGGUAUCCUCUACAGUUCUGAUCCCUAAAGGGUGGUAUUUAUUGGGUCCGGUUAUUUUGGUUGGACCAUGCCGAAGUAAAAUUGAGUUUCGAAAUAAAGGCAGAGUGAUGGCUCCAAUGAAUCCCUCCGCCUUCAAGGGCCCUUCUUGGGUUAAUUUCCGGUACAUUAGCGGCUUGACCAUCUCUGGAAAAGGAACAUUUGAUGGAAGAGGACAAGUAGCAUGGGCUCAAAACGAUUGUAAUCGAAACCCCAAUUGUCAACAAUUACCUGUAAACUUCAGAUUGGACUUCGUCAACAACACAUUGGUGAAGGACAUAACUUCUCUAAACAGCAAAAAUUUCCACAUGAAUCUUUUUCAAUGCCACGGUAUGAGGAUGCAAAACCUUAAGAUUUUUGCACCAUGGAACAGCCCCAACACAGAUGGAAUCCACAUUGGAGAUUCUUCCUUCAUCCUUAUAAUUCAUUCAGUUUUCGGCACCGGUGAUGACUGUAUCUCUCUGGGUUCUGGUAGCCGAAACAUCACCAUCUCCAAUGUGUUCUGUGGACCAGGACAUGGUAUUAGUAUUGGUAGCUUAGGCAAGUACAAAGAUGAAGCAGAUGUUGCUGGUAUCACAGUAAGGGAUUGUACCUUAAGUGGAACAACAAAUGGUGUGAGAAUCAAGACAUGGCCUAACUCUGCUCCAGGUCUUGCAUCUGAUCUCACUUUUGAGAACAUUAUAGUGAAAAAUGUGUACAAUCCAGUGGUAGUAGAUCAAGAGUAUUGCCCUAAUAACAACUGUGACAAGCAAGGACCAUCACUAGUGAAGUUGAAGAAUGUUAAGUUCCAUAACAUAAGAGGGACAGCAUCUUCAAAUGUCGCAGUCAAAAUUGUGGGUAGCAGUGCUAAGCCGUGCGAGGUUCAGAUUGGAGAUAUCAAUUUGUUAUAUCAUGGAAAGGGAGGAGGUGCUACUUCUAUAUGUCAUAAUGCCAAGGCUGUUCAUUGGGGCAAACAGACCCCUCUUAUUUGUCCACGUUAA